Molecule: messenger RNA, 2210 nt
Organism: Grus americana (Whooping crane)
Lineage: Eukaryota; Metazoa; Chordata; Aves; Gruiformes; Gruidae
Gene: TUBD1
Product: tubulin delta 1
Exons: 8
Coding region: 525-1886 (453 amino acids)
Biological process (GO): mitotic cell cycle; microtubule cytoskeleton organization
Cellular component (GO): cytoplasm; microtubule
Molecular function (GO): structural constituent of cytoskeleton; GTP binding
Source: RefSeq, a predicted model, not a curated record
UACUAUAGGGAAUCCUUGUGUCACCUCAGCAGAUUUUGGCAUCAGGCCCUUUGCAGUACAGAACUGGAAAGCAGCUAGAUUUUUUUGAACAGGCUUCACAUUUGUAAAGGCACAUGGUACUUUCUUAUUAAGCCUAUUAUGCUUUUGCAGCCUAAUCCUAUAACUUUGUUGGAGUUACAAUUAUUUGUUUCUAUCCUGCCUUACUAAGCAGAAGCAAUAAAAUGGAGACUGUGCUUGCUGUACUGUUGGUUUCAGCCCCGUUCAAAUGUAUAGGAACAGUAAACAGACCGAUUUCCUGUAAGCUGCCAUCUGCGUUCUGACAUUCAGGAGAAAGUGCUAAUAGUCCGUUUCGCCCCAGAAAUAACCAGUGGUUGUAGCAUAGCCUUUUCCUUCUCACUAGACAUUCUCAAAAGUUGGAAAACUGGUAAGAAAUCUACUUGGCAGAACUUUUUUCCCCCCUCUCUUUUCCACAGUUACUAAAGGCAUGCUUCUGUUUUUUAGGUUUAAAUACAAAGUGAAUAAGAAUGUCAAUAGUCACAAUCCAGCUUGGUCAGUGUGGUAAUCAGAUUGGUCAUGAGGUGUUUAAUGCUAUCUGUGGUGAUGUCCAUGGCACGCAUGGGUUGUGUUCCAAGAAGGAGAAUGAAUCCUACCAUGAUGCUUGCAAAGAACGUUUUUUCAGAGAGGAGGAAUCUGAAGUACCUGUUGCCCGAGCUGUGCUUGUUGACAUGGAACCUAAAGUAAUCAGCCAAACCUUAUCAACAGCUGCCAGGUCUGGCUACUGGAAAUACGAUGGUCGGUCACACUUCUGUCAGAAGCAAGGGUCUGGGAACAACUGGGCAAAUGGUUAUUCUGUUCACGGGCCUAAACACAAAGAAGUAAUAAUGGAUCUGGUACAAAGAGAAGCAGAGAAAUGUGAUCGACUGGGUGGAUUUUUCACAAUAAUGAGCAUGGCUGGUGGUACAGGAUCCGGCUUGGGAGCAUUUGUGACCCAGUGCUUAAGAGAUGCUUUUCCAAGCUCAUUUAUACUAAACCAUGUUAUCUGGCCCUACGGCACUGGUGAGGUCAUUGUUCAAAACUACAACUCUGUUUUGACUCUGUCACAUCUGUAUCAGUCAUCAGAUGCUCUUCUUGUUCAUGAAAAUGAUGUCAUCCACAAGAUCUGUGCUCAGCUGAUGAAUAUUAAACAGAUCUCCUUCAGGGAUGUAAAUCAAGUCAUUGCACAUCAGCUGGGGAGUGUUUUCCAGCCCACUUACACAGCAGAAGGUGGCUUACACUAUAGCAGAAACCCAUUAGGAGACUUAAUGGAGAUGUUAGUUCCACAUCCCGAAUUCAAGAUGUUGGGUCUUCGUAACAUACCUCAGAUGCCUGAAAACUUCCUCGCUUAUAGCACAUUCAGUUGGCCUGGACUCAUCAAACAUUUAAGGCAGAUGCUCAUUGCUAAUGCUAAAAUGGAGGAAGGUAUUGAUUGGCAAGUACGACCACCAUGUCUGGGCUCCUCCAUCCCCUCCAGUCAUUCCACAAACAAGCCGCUGCAUUUCAAUACUUCCGUUGCCAACCUGGUUAUCCUACGAGGAAAAGAUACGCACAGCGUAGACUUAGGAAGUUUCCGAGAUCCCUCAUUAUAUACAUCAUGGCUAAACCCUCAGGAUGCUUUUAAUGCAUGGAAAACACCAAGAUCAUUUAACAAGUACGAAAAGUCUGCUGCUUUGGUCAGCAAUAGCCAGUUCCUGCUGAAACCUCUUGACAGUGUUGUAGGAAAAGCUUGGAAUAUGUUUGCUUCCAAAGCCUAUAUUCACCAGUACACUAAAUUCGGAAUCCAAGAGGAAGAUUUCCUGGACAGCUUCACAGCUCUGGAACAAGUUAUCUCCAGUUACAGCAACCUUUGAUUUUUUUUUAUUUUUUUUUAAUGGUCUGAAAUAGAACUUUCCUGAAAGAACCUAGCACUGGAAAGCCUUCCAUCAACUUCCUGAAGUAUAUCAAUUACUGGACUGUAGCUAUUUUUCAGUCUUGUAAGCAGUGUGUGCAUGUGUUAGAAUAGUAAGAACUGAAUAUAUUCAUAUGGGCAGGUAUUAUUCAUAUUUAAGAUAUCUAAUAAAUAGCUAUUUUUCAAUACAUUUGCUAUGCGCUGUAGCUAAGUCUUUGAACAUAAUUUUUGGCAUUUGGAUAUUUUUCAUAAAGAAUGUCUAUGCAGAAGGAUUUUUCUCCAGGCU